AUGACUACACAAUUCCAAGAAAGACCUCUCUUCGGAGGCGCUAUCACAGGCACAAUCCCACAAGGAUGGCUCGAUGCGAGCGACCUUCGCCAAGUGCCCAACCAUCAAGAGAUAUUCCUCUCUUCUACGACAUUGUCGAACCUCAUUGUUGAAAUCAACGAGUACGUGUCUGCGCAAGAAGCGCCGCCACCAGCAGCAGGGUCAGCGGCAGGCACAGAGGAAGAGAAAAUCGGUGUUGCGGCAGCGCUGUAUCAUAUGCAGGAUCUCUGUGACGAGGACGACACCAUGGAAGUCAUCAACGCUCCGCAUCGCGUGCAGCUAAGCCGUCUAGCAGCAUCGUCGUCAGCGGCGGGGGUUACGAUAUCUGCGUUUGCAGCGGUGGUCAAAUACACGACGCCAAAGAAGCAGCGAGGCCCUCACCAGCAUCAGAUCUCAACCAACAGCUCAGGCGAUGCGACGGCAGGUUCGAGCGCUGCAGCGACUCCCCAAAAGUCAGUGCAUGGCAGCCAUUUCUUGUUGGUGAGGUUGCCCGAGAAGGAGACGGAUUUGCUGGUGUUUGUGAAUGUGCCCCAUGACGAGUUUGAUGCGCAGGGGGAUUCGGGCGCGCUGGCGAGAGAGGAGGCGCUUGCUAGUGAGUUGGUUGGGAGGUAUAUUGAGACAAUUGAUGUGGUGGAUUGGAAUUUGUUUGGCUAG
Talaromyces rugulosus is the source of this 693-nucleotide messenger RNA. RefSeq lists its product as uncharacterized. Gene Ontology annotation, molecular function: guanyl-nucleotide exchange factor activity; small GTPase binding. Bases 1 to 693 code for a protein of 230 amino acids. Lineage: Eukaryota; Fungi; Ascomycota; Eurotiomycetes; Eurotiales; Trichocomaceae. Gene Ontology annotation, biological process: protein import into nucleus. Gene Ontology annotation, cellular component: nucleus. The transcript is spliced from 2 exons. The record is from RefSeq and is a predicted model, not a curated record.